Molecule: messenger RNA, 597 nt
Organism: Capronia coronata CBS 617.96
Lineage: Eukaryota; Fungi; Ascomycota; Eurotiomycetes; Chaetothyriales; Herpotrichiellaceae
Exons: 2
Coding region: 1-597 (198 amino acids)
Source: RefSeq, a predicted model, not a curated record
AUGACGAUCGAGCAUGAGUAUGUGAUCAUCCUUAUCUUCAGCGGCUUGUCACUGGCGAUGUCCGACCCGGACAACUUUCUACCAAGCCAGAGCGAGCCUCUACCGUUUACUGUCAACAAAGACGCAGUCAGUAAGAAUCCCGCAGAUGCGUGGAGCCUUGGUAUCACGUUACUGUGCCUCUUAUUUGUCCUCCUGCUGGGACUGGCGGUGCGGAAACUGUACGAGAGGGCGUUGCGGAAGCGACGAGUGCUGGAUGGAAUUGUGUAUCCUGAUUCUCUUGGCCAAUUCCUGGCGGAGAGGUUGGCCAACUCGUCUCAUGCUACCCCUCAGCCGCCUGGGAGCAAUGUCAGUGAAGAAGACCAGGCCAGACAGUACAGGGAAGAAGCCCGCGGCCACCAGCGUACUCCUCAUGCCACAUCGUCGAAUUUGCCAGAGAUGUCAAUGUCGGCGAAUUUUCCUGCUAGACCGCAUUCGCCAGGGAGUACUGCCAGUGAAGAAGCCGAACUUCACCAGAUCCAGGAAGCAGCUCGGACGAACUCUCAGAGCGUCGGCUCCGAUGAUCCUCGUGCCGCUCCGCUUACCUUGCAAGAAGUAUGA